AUGAGAUUAAAAUGGCAUCUAGUAGAACCAACAUUACUAAUUAGACAAGUGGACUCUAAUUUAGAAAUUAAUGAAGAAAAACAAAGUAUUAGCAAAGAAAAUAUAGAAACAGACCUUACCUCACUCAAAGAGAUAAAAACUGAAACCAAGACUACAGAGGAAGAAGAACUUAAAUUAAUAAACAAAUCUAUAAGUAAGUCAGAAGAUAGUAAUAAUUCAGACUUAUUAGAAACAGAACUAACCACUCAAAUACUAAUAGAGAAAAACACAGAAAGACUACUAGCACUUGAAAAAAGAGUAGAAUUCAUUAAUAUUCUAGUAAUUCUAUAUCAAAAGAUAACCUCUAGAAGAAGACAGCAGUUAACUUUUUAUACUCAAUAUGUUGAGUAUAAUAAUACAUACUUCAUUUAUACUCAUCCUACUCUUGGAAGUUAUUUCACUAUAGGAAAGUUAAAGCUAAGAGAGGCUAUUUACUUAACUAACUUUUGUGAAUACCAACUUGUUGCAAAUAAUUUACUUGAUCUUUUAACUCUAUGCAAUGUUAAACCAAGUAUAUUGGAAAAACUCAUAAAUAAUACAAAACAUCUGGAAGUAUGGAAAAUGAAAGGACAGAAACGGAUUUAUAUGAGCUUUGCUCAAUCAACCCUUCGCAAUAAAAGAGCGGCCUUGAGAAAAGCUGCAUCGGGCUCUAACAAGAUUACAGAUUGGAUUUCUUAUGACCUCUCAGAUAGCGGUACAAAAAAUUCUAUAAACAAUAUUCACAAUGUUGAAAAUGAGAAUGAGUAUAAUGAUAUUUUAUUCUAUGACUCCAGUAAUAAUGAAGAUGGUAAAUUUACCUUGGAGUCAUUAGAUAUUAUGUUAAAAAACAACUCAGAUGAUAUACGUCUGCGUAUAGGUUUUUCUAAAAUAACUGCUAGUGAAAUUCCUUCUCAGAGCGUUAACAGAGGUCCAUGGCAUGCAAGAUUAAUAUGUUCAUAG
Scutellospora calospora is the source of this 978-nucleotide messenger RNA. Lineage: Eukaryota; Fungi; Glomeromycota; Glomeromycetes; Diversisporales; Gigasporaceae. The record is from the annotation of a GenBank genome assembly.